Molecule: messenger RNA, 972 nt
Organism: Fusarium sp. VM40
Lineage: Eukaryota; Fungi; Ascomycota; Sordariomycetes; Hypocreales; Nectriaceae
Source: the annotation of a GenBank genome assembly
AUGGUUUCCCACGCAUUUGUCUGGUCUGUCUUAGGCCUGUUACUCAACUCAGUCUCCGCUGGUCUCAUUAGACGCGAUUCACCAUUGAAGUUGACGGUCAAGCAUGAAGGUGCUCUGAGACCUCGUAUCAACGCCGAUUUUCCUGAUCCAUCCAUCAUCCAGGUCGAAGACGGCUCAUGGGUUGCAGUCGCUACCAACGGCGGUCCAGCAGGCGACGGAUACAGAAAGAUGCAAGUUGCAACUGCAAAAGACCUCUUGGGCGAGUGGGAUCUCAAGCAAGAAGAUGCUCUUCCCGAUAAAGGAUGGACUACGGGGGAGAACACCUGGGCGCCCGACAUUCGACGAGUUGACAAUGGAGAUUUUAUUGUGUACCUCAGUCCGGAAAUCGAGACUGGUAGGCAUUGUAUCGGCGUGGCUCGGUCCAAGAAUGCCACUGGUCCCUACAAGUACGACGAGGAGCCUCUCAUCUGCGGACCUGAGGAUUACAAGGGCGCCAUCGACGCAAGUGGUUUCAAGGAUCCCGCCAGCGGCAAGCACUACCUCAUCUACAAACUCGAAGGAGACGCUACCGGCCCAACAGGCGGCACACCCAUCAUGCUACAGGAAAUUGAAGGCGAUGGAACAACCUUCGUUGGAAAGCCCGUCAAGAUCUUCGACCGUAUCGGAAGCGAAGACGGUGUUCUCGUCGAAGCCCCCAAUGUUGUGCGAUUGGGUAACGGGAAAUAUGUCUUGUUCUUUAGCAGUCAUGAUUUCCGGGAUCCUCUGUACAAUGUGAAGUACGCCUAUGCAGACAAGUUAUCUGGGCCAUAUACACGAGCACCCGAGCCGUUGAUUGCGGCGCCUGAUUUUGGUCUCGAUGCGCCUGGUGGUGCGACGAGUAAUGAGGCGGGGGAUACGUUGGUUUUUCAUGGAUGGUGUCCUGAUGACAAGAAUAUUAGAUGCAUGUAUAGUGUUGAGUAUGAGUAUGCCUGA